GUUGUUCGGCAACUGCGGAAUAACAUGCUUCUAACAAUCUUUCGCAUGACUUUCAGAUUUUCCUUUUUAUCCUGGGAUAUGUUUGGAUGCCGAUGCAUCGGCCCUGAAUGACGUACUUGUUCACCAAUAAUACAGUGUCUGUUCGCCGAAGUCUCUACUCGAAAGUCUCACAGAUGCCGGCGUCUUGAAAGUCCGCAGGGAAUUGGAAAUCAUCAUCUCAUCGAACAACAUAACAACUUACAAGUCCAACCAUAUACUAGACCCUAUCUCACCUAUUUUGAUAUCAACAAUAUCGUACAAUAAAUCUAACUCACCACAACUAAUUCCUCCAAAAGACUUCAGAACAGACCCAACACAACUUCCAUCAUGUCUGAACUCCCCAAAACCCAAAAGGCCGUAAUCUUCAAUACCAACACAACCCAACUAUCCCUCUCAACCACCGCCCCAGUCCCCACCGGACCGCCGGAGGAACACAUCAUCAAAGUGCACUCAACCGCCAUCACCAACGGCGAACUCACCUGGGGCCCCUUCGUCAAUUGGCCUGUCGAGCACGUCCCCGGCUUCGAUGUAUCCGGUACAAUUGUCACCACAGUCCCCGGCUCCAAGUUCCAAGUGGGCGACAAAGUAUACGGCCGCAUCGGAGCGGCGCGGGAGGGCGCCGCAAGACAGUAUGCGACUAUACUACCCAGCGAGACCGCGCUCGUGCCCGAGGGCCUUGACAUGGUUGAUGCGGCGAGUGUGCCCAUGAGCGCGCAUACUGCUUGGCAGGCGCUUUUCGAAAAGGGGCUGAUCACUGGCUCGUUUUCUCCCAGCUCUGUCCCGCACGUUGGGAAAGACGGGAACUUUGUCGGAGAUCAGGCGAAGGGGAAGAGAGUGCUAGUCCUCGGGGCGGCCGGUGGUGUAGGGUUCCUUGCGGUACAGUUUGGGAAGCUUGCUGGAGCGACGGUAUUUGGGACGGCGAGUGCGAGGAACCGGGAGCUUUUGGAAGGAUUGGGUAUUGAUGGGGUGAUUGAUUACAAUAAGACUUCUAUGAAGGAUUGGAUUUCGGGAGAUGAAGAGAAAAAGUUUGAUCUUGUGUUCGAUUGCGUAGGUGGGAAGAGUAUGCUGGAUGGGUGGAAUGCUGUGAAGGAGAACGGCGUCUAUGUCUCUGUUGUGGUAGGCUUCAAGGAACCUGAUGAGGGCAAGCCGGCUGGUGUGAAGAGUAUAUGGUUCAUCAUGGAUGCUCGAGGGCCGGAGCUUGAGGCCAUCGGUAAAAUUAUCGCGAAGGGAUUGAUAACUACUAGCGUGGACAGCAUCUGGGCGAUCGAGGAGUACGAAAAUGCUUUCAAAAAGACAGCCACAGGCCACGCAAAGGGCAAGGUUGUCAUCAAGGUGACGGACAAUUGAACUGAAACGGCUUUUGGGAUUUUUGGUAGGGACAAAAUUGGCGGCGCAAUAACUCCACUCUUCCUGUAUCUUUUACACCCGACUAGUAGAUAGAUGAAUACUCUUUGAACCCGUCUU
Molecule: messenger RNA, 1503 nt
Organism: Aaosphaeria arxii CBS 175.79
Lineage: Eukaryota; Fungi; Ascomycota; Dothideomycetes; Pleosporales
Product: NAD(P)-binding protein
Exons: 2
Coding region: 367-1386 (339 amino acids)
Cellular component (GO): mitochondrion
Molecular function (GO): oxidoreductase activity; zinc ion binding
Source: RefSeq, a predicted model, not a curated record